UUCAUUUGUUCUCCCAACAGCCACCGAAGUUCAUAGGGUGAGGAGUGGGCGGCUUCGCUCAGCGAAAGCGCCGGGCUACCUAAGCCCGAGCCUCCCCGCCAGGCUCACUGGGCCAGAGCCUCACCGCGGGCUCUGUGCUCAGGCUGCGCCACGUGGCCUUCACCCCUGUGACUCCUCUGCAGUUUGUGCGGACGCACAGACGAGUCGACUUGUACUCUGGCCGCCAAUGAGUCUCCCCGCGCCCCGCGGCCGUACCAUGCAAUCCCCACCCGACUGGCCCCCAGCCCCCGGGCCUGCGGCCCUCGCCCGUCCAGCACCCAGCGCUGCACAUCCUCCACCGCAUGGCCCGCGUGCUGCUCUUCCCAGCCUACUGCACCGUGGAUCAGCUGCUGGGCUGCCGUGCACCAAGUGCGCGCCCGACCAGCCUGCGGUGGCUGAGAAGGGCGGCGGGCGGCGGCGCGGCGCUGCUGCUGCUGCUGGUCGGCCUGCCCCUGGCGCUGCCCGGCCUGCUGCUCUGGCUGUGGCUGCAGGUUUGGCGUCGCCCCUUCUGCUACCUCCCCCUCCGCUGUGCUGGGCGCCGCCCACACCCUGGCACCCGCCGGCUGAACCCGGGUACUGCUUUGCCUUCCUCACAGCCAAUCUGCCUGCUCCCCGACGGGCUGGCGCUCUUCAGCAACCUGCCGCACAGCCAGCGACGGGCCGAGGCCAUUGGCGCCGCGCUGCUGGCCGGUCUGCGGCCCGCACUCUAUAGGGCGACGGACUGCAACCAGCCCUGGCCCAGGGCGCCACGCGGGGUGCUGGUGGCCUCGCUGCCCGUGGGUCUGGACUUUGUGUGCCUGCAGGAGGUAUUUGAUCUGCCAGCGGCGCGUCGCUUGGUGAACUGCCUGGCGCCCAACCUGGGUCCGGUGCCAUACGACGUGGGUACAUUCAACCUACAGUCGGGGCCGCACCUUAAGCUACUGGGCAGCAGGUUGCUGUUGACCUCGCGCUACCCACUGCUGUGCGCAGCCUUCCGUUGCUUCCCCCAUGCACGUGGCGAGGACGCGCUGGCUUCCAAGGGACUACUGUCCGCACAGGUACUGGCCUAACCUGCUGCGGCUCGUGGAGCGGGCGAGGAAUUCAGCCAAAACGUCGAGGGAAGCUGGGGCCGUCUGUGGCAUUGUAGGCACAGCUGGGCAGCCUGGACGGGCGCUGCAUCGUGGGAUUCCUGCACUGCACGCACUCACUUGCAAGCACCGACUGGUGAGCCCUGUGGGUGGGGUCCUUGGAACAGGUCCUGCCGCUCGGUGGCUAUGGGAAUCGCCCCUGCGAGAGGCUAACAACGUGGCCUCCGCCAUUAGGUGAGCUUGAUUCCUUACACACUCUCCCUGGCUUGAGGCUGCCGAGCUAUGGGAAAGAAGGAAUUGAGAGGAGAUUGAC
Messenger RNA from Callithrix jacchus (white-tufted-ear marmoset), 1419 nucleotides. Lineage: Eukaryota; Metazoa; Chordata; Mammalia; Primates; Cebidae. The record is from RefSeq and is a predicted model, not a curated record.